AUGUUGUUGCAUGAUACAUAUUUUAUAUUGUUGAAUGAUACAAGCAACAUCGGUAUUCAUAGUCCACUAUUUGAGUCAAGUGCCACAUUUAUUGUAAGUUUAAUUGGUUUAUUCUGCAAUUUAUCAUGCUGUAUUAAGUUGAUUUAUCUGAUUAAAUACACCAAUAAUAAUCAAAAAUCACAAUUAUUACUUUCUGAUAGUAAAUAUUAUUUUUUCAUAGCAUUAACAUUAAAUGAAUUUCUUCUGUGUUUAUCAAGCGUUAUUAGUUGUCUUGAUGAAAAAUAUUAUUCAUUUUUAUCUAAAUAUCAUCUGUGUUCAUUACAUGCAUUCCUAUGGAAAUUUACACUCCAUUUUACUCCACUAUUAAUAAUUACAAUAUUAAGUCGUUAUCAUUAUCUACUUAAUUAUUAUAAACAUUAUUCAAGAUCAUUUAAUCAAUUAUUUUGUACAAAUUUAUCAAUAUUAUUACCAUUCAUUUUGAGUUUGUCAUGGUCUGUCGAUGGUUUAUGGUUAUGGGGUGUAACAAAUAUAAAAGAUUUUAAACCAAAAAGUGGUCUACAUAUUACAUUAGAUGGUUUUUUGGUGGAAUCAGAGAAGUUCAUAGCGUUUCUCAUCGGAUUACUUUUAGGAAUUUGGUUACAAUGUCGUUUAUCCUACCGUAGUCCUCUUGAUUUGCCUUACUUCAAAACACCACAUGAACGUCAUACAUGUUUAUAUGUUUUGCAUACAUUUCUUCUCUCAACCAUCACAUCGUUUCCAUUUUUCUUAUUUCGUACCUACGAAAUAAUUGCUGAUUAUAAUCUGUCAGAUUUAUCAAAUUUCAAAAAAUUGCCAAGUCGUUUAUUUGCUCAAAUUUUAAUAGCUGGUGUAAGCUGUAAACCAAUAUUAUUUCUAGUAUUAUUCUGUCCAUUUUCUCGAUCAUUCCUUAUUCGAAGUUUUUGGACGUAUUACAUUCACUGUUUUCCACCAAAUAUUCUUAAACAAAAUCAAGUAUCAAGAAUAAGAAAUGAACAAAGUAGUAAGACUGAUGAUUUAGAAAAUGCUUUCAAUGAUCGGCUAGUAAGAUCUAAAUCUAUAAAUUCGAUUAUAGCUAUGACCGCAAGUAAUAGUGGUCAAUGUAUGGAAAGUUAUUCAUUACUAAUUCCAUCAUUUGAUCACAAAUUUUCCAAAAAUAAUCGAUGUCAUACACUCUCAGUACCAAAUAAAUAUUAUUCAUUACUUUCGUAUAAGACACAAGAACUAUCAUCGUCUCCGUCUUUAUUAACAACAAGUACAUCUAUAUAA
Didymodactylos carnosus is the source of this 1284-nucleotide messenger RNA. The record is from the annotation of a GenBank genome assembly. NCBI's taxonomy places the organism in Eukaryota, Metazoa, Rotifera, Eurotatoria, Philodinida, Philodinidae.